AGUUAGUUUGUUAGUGGGACCAAUCCAAAAACCCGAAACAACCGUUUCACAACGCGAUUUGGAAUUUCCGUGACCAGAACGUUCAACGACACGAGAAAGAAAAAGAUGAAGAAGGAAGACACAGUGAAACUGAUCAGUUCCGAUGGAUUCGAAUUCAUCGUCGACAAAGAAGCUGCCAUGGUUUCUCAAACCAUUCGUAACAUGCUUACAUCUCCAGGGAGUUUCGCUGAAAGGCAACAUGGAGAAGUAACUUUUCCUGAGAUUAGUACCACUAUUCUUGAGAAGAUUUGUCAGUAUUUUUAUUGGCAUCUUGAAUUCGCCAGUGGAAAGGACAGAGAGUUUCCUAUUGAACCUGAAUUAACUCUGGAGUUGAUGAUGGCUGCCAAUUACCUACAUACUUGAGCAGAUUGACUUCCCAGAG
This is a messenger RNA of Trifolium pratense (red clover), 421 nucleotides long. Its product is annotated as elongin-C. The record is from RefSeq and is a predicted model, not a curated record. Gene Ontology annotation, cellular component: elongin complex. NCBI's taxonomy places the organism in Eukaryota, Viridiplantae, Streptophyta, Magnoliopsida, Fabales, Fabaceae. Gene Ontology annotation, molecular function: protein-macromolecule adaptor activity. The transcript is spliced from 3 exons. The coding region runs from base 106 to 402 and encodes 98 amino acids. Gene Ontology annotation, biological process: ubiquitin-dependent protein catabolic process.